AUAAAGCUCACAGAGCAACUUUACCAGUGGACAGAGACUGAGUGAGUGAUAGAAGAGAGAGUAGUGACACCUUUGCUCAGGAUUCUGGCUGGGGAAAGGGAUGAUAAGCUCUCACUUCGGACUGAACUGUUGGAUACCUGUGGCUCGCUUAACGUGAAGUACUACUUUUGGGAAAAGGACAAGUCCUGAAGUUAGACUGAACAGUUGGAUACUCGUGUAAAGGAUUGCUUAGAAUUAAAUAGUACUUUGGGGAAAGAGACAGAACAGUCAGGAUUCCGUGCUGUUUGAGUAGUUUGUUUUAGCGGGUCUUGGAGGUGUGGUAGAGCGAAUAUCUGAAUAACUUCAUGCUUUUUAAAAUCUGGUUCAUGACACUUAUUAAAUCAGUGGCAGCGAUGCGGUUUUAAUUGCUUCUUGGUGAGGACGAUGACAAGCCUUUGAGUCAGUUGUACAGAGAGGGAAAGUACUCUUCAGGGAAAAGGAGAACGGGCCAGAGCAGAAUGACCUCCCUCUUCUCUCCAGACACUGUAGUGCUGCUGUGCCUCCUCCUCCACUCCACAGAGGGAACCUGCCCCUCCAUCUGUCUCUGCACCUCAGACACACUGAGCUGUGGCUCCCAGGGCCUCACGAGACUGCCCAUCCUCCUGCCCCCCACCACCGUCACCCUCGACCUCAGCUACAACCGGCUGGGCUGGCUGGGCCCCGGCAGCUUCUCCAGCCUGCCCAAACUGGACACCCUCCGCCUGGCAAACAAUCAGCUCACGACGCUGGGCCAUGGGGUCUUCCAGAACACCUCCAGCCUCCGUCACCUGGACCUGUCCUCCAACAGGCUGCGGGUGCUGGAGCAGCACUUCCUGCAGGGUCUGUGGAGGCUGGAGGAGCUGCUGCUCUACAACAACCAUAUCACCCGCGUGGAGGGUGGGACGCUGAGCGGUCUGAGCAGUCUCAGGAAGGCUUACUUCAGCCUCAACCAAGUCACAGAAUUCCCCUUCUUUUCCAUACGGGACCACAGUCAUCCGUUUCUCACCAUGUUGGACCUGUCCUCCAACCGUAUGACCACACUACCCUGGGAGGAUGUGAAGGCACUGCCGGGGUCAGUGCAGAAGGGGCUGUACCUCCAUAACAACUCUCUGGUGUGUGAGUGUUCCAUGUACAGUGUGUUCUGGCACUGGGAGCAGAGGGGCUUCGACUCGGUCAGGGACUUCACAGAUGAGCACACCUGCCUGAUCUACGGCGAGCCGCGCGCCUCGGUCCGAUUCCUCAGACACUCCCUCUACUUCCAAAACUGCACAGUGGGGAAGGUGGUCUCUUUGCCCAUGGCUGUUCUCCUCUCCAACCUCAUGGUGAACGAGGGGGAGAGGGUCCAUCUGGACUGCCAAACCUCCCUCGGAGGUAAAGAGCUGUCAUACACGUGGGUCUCUCCAAAUCAGGAAUACCUGACCCAGACGAGCUUCAACGACACCCUCAUCAACGUGUUCCCUAACGGGACCUUGGAGAUCCCAGCAGCCAAGCUGAAUGACUCGGGACUCUACUUGUGUACAGCCCUGGACUACAAACACAUGCUGAAUGCAACCAGGGAGGUGAAUGUCACCGUGAUCCGCCCCAUGCCUGACACCUUCAACACGGGCUACACCACCUUACUGGGUUGCGUGGUCACCCUGGUAGUCAUCCUAAUGUACCUCUACCUAACGCCCUGCCGCUGUGGGUGCUGUAAGCAGCCCCUGCCUCCAGCCAUCCAGAUCCCUGCCUACGACCCAAACACCCUGGCCUCCAUCUUCUCCCCCACACUGAGCCACAGGGACCCAACCAAGGCCAACAUCAACAAGCGGGUGGUGUUCAUGGAGCCUCUGAUGGAGGAGCAGAACGGGGAUCUGAGGGCCACCCUGGCCAGGGAGCAACCAGGGUUGCAGUGGGAGUGGGGCGCCAGCGGACUCUCCUAGUUAACCUAUCAGAGCCUGUCGCUGACAAAGAGCACUUUAAGAAUUGAGCCCAUGACUUACAAUAGACAUGUAUCAGGUGGUCUGAAUGGAACACAAACAUGACAUCCUCGUUCCUCUUUCUCUGCUGGAAGGCUUCAUCUAACUGGACUAUCCUCAAAUGAUCGCUGAGCCCUGGAGAGAGUGUGAAAGAGAGACCCUCACAGGUCUGUAUAAGGGCUCUAACUAAUGUUCCUCCUCUUUCCUCUCCUCCGUCUCAUUGCAAACCAGGUUGAGUUUUGCAAGACUGUAUAUUUCUAUCCAUGGUAUUGUGGAAGGUUAGAGCAAAGUUAAUUGAACGGCACGAACUUCGGCACUGGAGAGACUUAUCUUCUCUCCUUAAAAUCAUGAACUCCAAAAGCAUUGGUCCUCCCUGAAGUGUAAAAAUAUUGCAUUGGUGUAAGCAUGGAAAGAUUGUAGACAGAUUUCCUAUUAUAUUUAACAUGAGCUAAUUCCUUUUAAAUCCAUAAAUGGAUGUGAGUGCAUGAGCAGACACAGUCGGGUGAAAGGUCUGGGACAGAAUUGGGGAACACUGAUGAAGUCCUAUUGGGACAUUUUGGACUUGGCUGACAUCCACAAAAGCUGUUAGAGUAAUAGAGUUUUUGGAAUUGUAUUUUUUUUUCCUUCAUGGGAUUAAAGUUAAGCGUGAGUAUAUCAGGUCACCGGCGAACCACACUCCCCCGCAAAUAUACACUACUGUUCAAAAGUUUGGGGCCACUUAGAAAUGUCCUUGUUUUUAUUUUUUUGUCCAUUAAAAUAACAUCAAAUUGA
Messenger RNA from Oncorhynchus nerka (sockeye salmon), 2744 nucleotides. RefSeq names its product amphoterin-induced protein 3-like. Gene Ontology annotation, cellular component: membrane. Gene Ontology annotation, molecular function: protein binding. Gene Ontology annotation, biological process: brain development. Bases 498 to 1937 code for a protein of 479 amino acids. The record is from RefSeq and is a predicted model, not a curated record. The transcript is spliced from 2 exons. NCBI's taxonomy places the organism in Eukaryota, Metazoa, Chordata, Actinopteri, Salmoniformes, Salmonidae.